CCGCCGCCCCCCGGCCCCGGGGACUGCAGCGCGUCCGGCGCGCUGGGCCGGGGCCGCUAAGAGGAGAUUACGCUACGGAAGACGCUGGCGAGCGGGUGGGCUGGCGGGGCCGCCGAUCGAGAGGCCCUGUCCUGCAGCUCCGCGGCAGGACAAAGGUUGAGGCAGGUUCCGCAGCGUCCAAGGGUCGCGGCUUUGAGCGGAGCGGAGGCCGAGGCCGUGCGCCGAGACCGGGAGCGGAGACACGAUGUUUUCUGGAAAUGACUGUCGGUCCCGAACAUCCACCAAACCAGCACUUUGUGAAACAGAAGCGGCUGAAUUGGUUGACAGGGUGUUUGGAUUAAAGGUGUCUUGGAUCAGGCCACUCCCCAGCUAUGAUGAUCAGAAUUUCCAUGUGUGUGUCUCAGGGAACAAAGGUGCGACCAAAGGUGCUGACGAGUAUGUCCUCAAAAUAACCAAUGCAGAAGACAGCCAGGAGCCUGAGCUCAUUGAAGCACAAACCCAGGCCAUGAUGUUUCUCAGAACUGAAGGUUUUCCUUCUGCUACUCCUUAUCUCACAAAACAUGGGAACAUAAUGUCUCUGGAGCCAGAAGCUCCUGGUCCUGGGCACAAGCAGUACAUGGUGAGGCUGCUGACGUACCUGCCAGGUACCCCUGUGGCGAAAGUCACUGCGAACGCGCAGCUUUUCUAUGAGAUUGGUAGGCUGGCGGCCAGCAUGGAUAAAGCUCUCUCAGAGAAAUUCCAUCAUCCAUCAGUAAAAAGUCUGCAUCGAGGUCAGUUCAUUUGGAACCUGGCAAAUGUUCCCCUUCUAGAUCAGUACCUUUCUGCUUUGGGCCAGAACAAAUAUCGUCAAGUUGUGGAACAAGUUAUUGAGCAGUUUAAAGGGAAAGUAAUACCCAAGCUAAGCAGUUUUCGACCCUGUGUCAAUCAUGGGGAUCUUAAUGACCACAACAUCCUCGUAGACUCGAGUUCUGCUUCCCAGGAGAAUCCUCAGUACCGAGUAUCUGGCAUCCUGGAUUUCAGUGACAUGAGUUACGGAUAUUAUGUAUUUGAAGUUGCCAUAGCGAUCAUGUACAUGAUGAUUGAAAGCCCAGACCCUCUGAGUGUGGGAGGGCAUGUUCUGGCAGGCUUUGAAAGCGUCGUGCCCCUCACAGCGGAGGAGAGGGAUGCCCUCUUUCUCUUGGUGAGCGGAAGGUUCUCUCAGUCCCUUGUAGUAGCAGCCCACACGGCUCAGCUGUACCCAGAGAACAGGGAAUACCUCAUGAUCACAGCCAAAACCGGCUGGAAACACUUAAUGACAAUGUUUGAGGUGGGCCAAGAAGCAGUGGAGAAGACGUGGUUUGAGACUGCCCGAACAUACACGAACCACGCACCUGCCCGGCAGGUGGAUGGCUGCUGUGGUACUUGAUGGGUGAGCCCUGGCUCCUGUAAUAAAGGCGGCUGUGCCUG
Molecule: messenger RNA, 1446 nt
Organism: Colius striatus (speckled mousebird)
Lineage: Eukaryota; Metazoa; Chordata; Aves; Coliiformes; Coliidae
Gene: HYKK
Product: hydroxylysine kinase
Exons: 5
Coding region: 245-1405 (386 amino acids)
Molecular function (GO): amino acid kinase activity
Source: RefSeq, a predicted model, not a curated record